Molecule: messenger RNA, 1593 nt
Organism: Ficedula albicollis (Collared flycatcher)
Lineage: Eukaryota; Metazoa; Chordata; Aves; Passeriformes; Muscicapidae
Gene: PITX3
Product: paired like homeodomain 3
Exons: 4
Coding region: 104-982 (292 amino acids)
Biological process (GO): regulation of transcription by RNA polymerase II; anatomical structure morphogenesis
Cellular component (GO): nucleus
Molecular function (GO): DNA-binding transcription factor activity, RNA polymerase II-specific; RNA polymerase II cis-regulatory region sequence-specific DNA binding
Source: RefSeq, a predicted model, not a curated record
GGGGGGGGCGGUCAGCUUCGCCCCUCUCGCAGGAUUAAGUCCGCUCAGCCGAACCCGCAUCUGGAGCCACUAUUCCUCCUUCUCCACCACCCACCCCUGCCCCAUGGAUUUCAACCUGCUGGCAGAUGCGGAGGCUCGCAGCCCAGCUUUGUCUCUCUCAGACUCUGGAACUCCUCAACACGAGCACAGCUGCAAAGGGCAGGACCACAGCGACACUGAGAAGUCCCAGCAAAACCAGACGGACGACUCCAACCCUGAAGACGGCUCACUCAAAAAGAAGCAGCGGAGGCAGAGGACACACUUCACCAGCCAGCAGCUCCAAGAGCUGGAAGCCACUUUCCAGAGAAACCGCUAUCCAGACAUGAGCACCAGGGAGGAGAUUGCAGUCUGGACCAACUUGACAGAGGCACGAGUCCGGGUCUGGUUCAAAAACCGCAGAGCUAAGUGGAGGAAACGAGAGAGGAACCAACAGGCUGAAUUGUGCAAGAACAGCUUUGGAGCCCAGUUCAAUGGACUGAUGCAGCCUUAUGAUGACAUGUAUUCCAGCUAUUCCUACAACAACUGGGCCACCAAGGGGCUUGCCAGCAGUCCGCUCUCGGCCAAGAGCUUUCCAUUCUUCAACUCCAUGAACGUCAGUCCCCUCUCCUCCCAGCCCAUGUUCUCCCCACCCAGCUCCAUCACCUCAAUGACCAUGCCUUCAUCCAUGGUCCCUACUGCGGUGACCGGGGUACCGGCCCCUAGCCUCAACAACCUGGGAAACAUCAAUAAUCUGAACAGCCCGAGCCUCAACUCUGCUGUCUCAUCCAGUGCCUGUCCUUACGCCUCAACAGCCAGCCCCUACAUGUACAGGGACACGUGCAACUCCAGCCUGGCCAGCCUGCGGCUGAAGGCCAAGCAGCACGCCAACUUCACCUACCCAGCGGUGCAGACAGCAGCUUCCAACCUGAGCCCUUGCCAGUACGCCGUGGACAGGCCUGUAUGAAGGGCUGCCCUCUGCCAACCAGGGACUUGACCUUAGCCUGACAAAAGGAGACCUUUAGCCCUACAACAGCGUACAUCCUGCAGAGAAUGAGAGUGAACAUAAGUGCAUAAGAGAGAGACAGGGAGAGAAAGAGAAAAGAACGAGCAGGCAGACGAACCUUUAUGAAGAUUUGUCUAUUGUAUGGUGAAUUUUGACUGUCUUUCCCCUUCAAAACCCCUUCCCUUCUUGCCCAUCAAACCUUCUCCUCCAUGGUAAAAUAAAAGCCCCAUGGGGAAAUAGGAGCCCCAACAUGCCUGACCCAUGGGCAGCACAAACAAGUAUGUUUCAAUCUGACCCUCCAAGCCCCACAGGGUUGAGCUCCCCAAAUUCCUGGGACAGCACAGGCAGCCUCACAUCACCCCUGGAGGAAAUAGCCAGAGACAGGACAGCUUGAGGGGGGUUGCCAGUUGGUGCUUGGCUGAACCAUAUUCUCUGCACAUGUGCAGGAUUUUGAUGAAAGAUACCUUGCCCAUUUAUUUAUCAUACAGCCAGUAUAAGGAAGCCUUGUCUCAGUCAAUUAGCAUCUCUUUAUAAUGCAUAUGUACACAUGGCCCUUCAGACUUGAAACCUUU